Messenger RNA from Acanthosepion pharaonis, 1209 nucleotides. NCBI's taxonomy places the organism in Eukaryota, Metazoa, Mollusca, Cephalopoda, Sepiida, Sepiidae. The record is from the annotation of a GenBank genome assembly.
AUGAAAGCUGCGGAUACAAGGAGCCGACUGUACUACAAGGAGAUUAUGCUCGUAACGCUGUUAACAAAUAAAUACCUUAGUUUGUUCGUUCCUCUCAUACUAUCCUUCUUUCUUUCCUCCGUUUUUCCAUCUUCACUUCUUUCCUUUCUUCUUUCUACUUUUCUUUCUUACAUGUGUACUUUCCCAGAUUUAUCUUUUCACACGUUCAUUCUUCCUUAUUUCGCACGUCGAUUCUUCCUUAUUUCCCAAUUUUCAUCCUUCUUUAUUUCUUUCCUACGUUCGUUUCUUUAUUAUUUCUUUCCUACGUUUAUCCUUCCUUAUAUCUAUCUUAUACGCAUCCUUACUUAUUUCCUUUCACGUUCGUCCUUCCUUAUUUCUUACCUACGUUCAUCCUUCCUUAUUUCUUACCUACGUUCGUUCUUACUUAUUUCUUUCCUACGAUCGUCCUUCCUUAUUUCUUUUUUACGUUCGUUCUUACUUAUUUCUUUUCUACGUUCAUUCUUUCUUAUUUCUUUCCUAGUUCGUUCUUCCUUAUUUCUUUCCUUUGUUCUUUCUUCUUUAUUUCUUUCCUACGUUCGUCCUUCCUUAUUUUUUCCUACGUUCGUUUUUCCUUAUUUUUUCCCUACGUUCAUUCUUCCUUAUUUCUUUUCUACGUUCAUUCUUCCUUAUUUCUUUCCUACGUCCGUCCUUCCUUAUUUCCUUCCUACGUUCGUUUUUCCUUACAUCUUCGCCACCAAGAUACACAUUACUUUCUUUCUCACGUUAUUUCUCCCUGAUUCCUUCAAUUGCAUUGUUUGUACUUCUUUCUUUCAUAUGUCAUUUCUUUCCGUUUGUCCGCGUUUGAUUUUUCCUUUCUUUUCUAGCACGUUGUGUAUUCGUUUUUUUUAUUAUUUCUUACAUUCGUCCUUCCUUAUUUAUUUCUUUUCGACAGUCUCAUAUUUAUUUUUCUUAAAUCCUUCUUUUCUUUAUAAUUUUUCUUCUUUUCUUGCUUUCUUUUUAUCAUUUGACUUUUCUGUUCGGUAUACUCUAACUCUUUCUUUUCUUUCUCUGUCUUUCUCUCUCUCUCUCUUUUUCUCUCUCUCUCUAUCUAUCUAUCUAUCUAUCUAUCUAUAUUUUUCUCUCUCUCUCUCUCUUUCUCUCUCUCUCUUUCUCUCUAUCUAUCUAUCUAUCUAUCUAUCUAUAUUUUUCUCUCUCUCACUCUCUUUCUAA